Trichoplax adhaerens is the source of this 1002-nucleotide messenger RNA. RefSeq lists its product as uncharacterized. Gene Ontology annotation, biological process: G protein-coupled receptor signaling pathway. Gene Ontology annotation, molecular function: G protein-coupled receptor activity. NCBI's taxonomy places the organism in Eukaryota, Metazoa, Placozoa, Uniplacotomia, Trichoplacea, Trichoplacidae. The transcript has a single exon. Gene Ontology annotation, cellular component: membrane. The record is from RefSeq and is a predicted model, not a curated record. The coding region runs from base 1 to 1002 and encodes 333 amino acids.
AUGGCUGGUCAGCCACAAUUUUUAAUCGAUAAUUUAUCAGUUCUAUCGAAAGAAAUUGUAUGCGAAUCCACAAUAUCUCCAACAGAUUAUGAUCCAAGUCAAGUAAAGAUUACCAUUAUUGCCACCGUGUGUAUUGUAAUAAGCUUGAUUUCUAUCCCAUGCAAUCUAUUUAAUAUCAUUAUUAUAUAUGUUUCACCGAUUCUUCACAACAUGAACAACAUAUUGUUGUGUAACUUAUUGUUUAUAGAUCUUAUGAACGGCUUAAUCGUUCUUCCGCUGAUAACUGUAGUAUCGCUGAAUAGAAAUCAUGACUACAACUUAUGCCAAUUGCAAGGAAUCAUUCUACAUUUAAAUUAUUCGGCAUCUUUAACGGCUUCAUUGGCUAUAACCGUAGAUCGCUGUUUUGCAGUGGUCAAUCCAUACCGCUAUAAAUCCUACAUUAAUAAGAAGCGAUGUUUUUUAAUAGCCAUAUGCACCUGGACUGUCCCUACCAUUCUUGCAUUUCUACCGGUAUUGGGUUUACAUAAGUACGGUUUGGGAAAAUAUUUCGCGCCGAUUUUCUGUGGAACUUCAUUUGACCAAUUUGAUAAUAACCACGUCUUGCAAGCCAUAUUAAACAUCUUUAUUGUUGUAAUCACAAUUAGUAUUAUAACUUGUUACACCGUUAUAUUUAUUAUUGCGUAUGAAAAAUCGGCACAAGAUAUUUUGGGAAGCAGCAACAUAAAAAAGUCGAUUCGAACUACAUCUUUAAUUGUUGGCACUAACCUUUUAUGUUGGUUACCUUUCAUGAUUUUUAAUUUACUUGAAUAUAUCAACCGUAAUCAUGAAAUAUCCAACAAGCCAACUCCUUUCAACAUUACUUCCUUGCUACUAAUGCUUAGCAAUGCCGCUGUCAAUCCUAUCAUAUAUGCUAGUACAAACAAAUUCAUACGUAAGCGUUAUCACCAAUUUUUUUCUUCCAAAAAUGUGUUUAAUAUUCAUGAUCAGAACUUUCAAUCUUAA